Rangifer tarandus platyrhynchus (Svalbard reindeer) is the source of this 222-nucleotide messenger RNA. NCBI's taxonomy places the organism in Eukaryota, Metazoa, Chordata, Mammalia, Artiodactyla, Cervidae. The record is from the annotation of a GenBank genome assembly.
AUGCGCCCGGCGCCAGGGGCACGCCCGCCCGCGCUGCGCUCAUUGGCUGGCGCGGGGCGGCCGGACCUGGACCAAAGGGGGCGCGCGGCGCCCGACCUGCGCCGGGCCGGGCGGUGGGUGCUUCCCUCACCCAUCCACGGAGACCUGGAGACUCUGACCGGGGGUUCUUGCUUCCACCGUCUGCUUCCCGCCCGCUGCGUCCACCUUCCCGGGAAGUGGUAG